GUCAAAGAGACUGAAGUUACAUCUGGGUGGGGAGGUAGAAAUGGAAGAGCGGGCGUUUACCAAUCCGUUCCUGGACUACGAGGCCGCCGCCUCCGCGGCAUUAGCCGCCGGAGCUGCCGAGGAGAGUGGGAGCGUUCGAUCCCUACCCACCAAAGACGAGGUUGGCCUCCCUUUUCACAACGAUGGCAAGAUUGUUCAAAGUUUCACAAGACGGAUCCAGACCAAAAUCAAAGACCUUUUACAGCAAAUGGAAGAAGGGUUGAAGACAGCUGAUCCCCAUGACUGCUCUGCUUAUACCGGUUGGACAGGCAUAGCCCUUUUGUACCUGCAGUUAUACCGGGUCACAGGUGAUCAGACCUAUCUGCUGCGCUCCCUGGACUAUGUGAAGAGAACACUCCGGAAUCUGAAUGGCCGCAGGGUCACCUUCCUCUGUGGAGAUGCUGGGCCCCUUGCUGUAGGAGCUGUGGUAUAUCAUAAACUCAAGAGUCAUUGUGAGUCCCAGGAAUACAUCACCAAACUUUUGCAGCUCCAGAGAACCAUCGUGUGCCAAGAUUCAGACCUUCCUGAUGAGCUGCUCUAUGGACGGGCAGGUUAUCUGUAUGCUUUACUGUACCUGAACACAGAGAUUGGGCCAGGCACCGUGUGUGAGUCAGCUAUUGAAGAGGUAGUCCAGGCUAUUAUUGAAUCGGGUAAGACUCUAUCGAGGGAAGAGAGAAAAACUGAGCGCUGUCCCCUGUUAUAUCAGUGGCACAGAAAGCAAUAUGUUGGAGCAGCCCAUGGUAUGGCUGGAAUCUACUACAUGUUAAUGCAGCCAGCAGCAAAAGUGGACCCAGAAACCUUGACAGAAAUGGUGAAACCUAGUAUUGAUUAUGUGCGCCAUAAAAAAUUCCGAUCUGGAAAUUAUCCGUCAUCAUUAAGCAAUGAAACAGAUAGAUUGGUCCAUUGGUGCCAUGGUGCCCCGGGAGUUAUCCAUAUGCUCAUGCAAGCAUACAAGGUUUUUAAGGAGGAGAAAUACUUGAAAGAUGCCAUGGAGUGCAGUGAUGUGAUUUGGCAGCGAGGUUUGCUGCGGAAGGGCUAUGGGAUCUGCCACGGGACUGCCGGAAAUGGCUACUCUUUUCUCUCUCUUUACCAUCUCACGCAGGAUAAAAAGUACCUCUACAGAGCUUGCAAGUUUGCAGAAUGGUGUCUAGACUAUGGAGCACAUGGGUGCCGCAUUCCUGACAGACCCUAUUCUCUUUUUGAAGGCAUGGCUGGCGCUAUUCACUUUCUCUCCGACAUCCUGGUACCAGAGACAUCACAGUUUCCAGCAUUUGAACUUGGCUCGGCACAGAAGGCUAAAAAGGUUGGUGACUUCUGAGGGUUUACUCCCUUGUGACCUCCAGCCUGGUCCUGGGCUCCCGGGGCACUCCAGCACCCCAUUGUCUGGAGGUGGGGCAUGCUGUGACAAACGAGCCAAUUCACUAUCAUGUGAUAUCAAAGUUCCUCCAGAACUUUCCAUCUGGAAAGCAUUCCCCAUCCUCCCCAUCCACCUUACCAAAUGCAGCUCAAAAACAACUUUCGGAGCUUCCUAACCUGGCCCUGCCUGCCUCAUCAACAGCAACCCUUACGGCUCCGGCUGACAGCACUGCCCAGGCUGGGUCAUUCCUCAGUAGGAGCUGCACAUGGAAUCACCCCAAAGCCCCCAUCGCAGCCUCUCUCAGCAAGGAAGAGGCAACUUGUGAAAGCCCUGAUUCUGGCCAAGCAUCUCCAGAGCAGCAGCAGAGGGGGCUGCUCAGUUAUUUCAACGCCUAGCCAGGUGGGUUCUCUCAUGUGCUUGUUUGAGAGAUGCUUACAGGCUUUCCGUCUGACACAUUGAGGUGAAAAGAAGAUACAUGUGGAGUAUACAGUCAAAAGCUGGAUGUUGCUCCAAAUGGCCAGGUUUCUGUUAAUGGAGAUUUUAUUUACAGAGUUGUUUAAGAAGUCAGCUGGGUUGGGUUGACACCUUCCUACUUCUCCUCUAGCUCUUAAACUGCUAUGCAGUCCUGUGAUUCUUUAUCCCACUUCCUCGCGUCUGAUACUUGGCCUGCUGCUUGACAGUAGUUAGGGCACUCAGUCCCUGAAGGCAGAGGAGAAAUGCUGGAACUUGAAAGGACAGAAGAUUUAAAGAAUUAAGUUCAACAGUUACAAGUGUUUGAAUUCAGAGUUUAGAGCAUUUCACAUUCAUUUCUUGGAUUUGCCCGUGCUACACUGUGUUCUCCAAAACGUGUCUACACUUUAAAAAUAUGUACAUGCCCAAUACCAUUUUGAAAUUUGAAGGGGAAAAGUUGAUGUCCACAAAAAGUGUUUGGGGUUCUUUGGUUUUGUUAGUAAAAGAUAGUUGU
This is a messenger RNA of Choloepus didactylus (southern two-toed sloth), 2360 nucleotides long. RefSeq names its product lanC-like protein 2. Bases 41 to 1357 code for a protein of 438 amino acids. Gene Ontology annotation, biological process: peptide modification; carbohydrate metabolic process. The transcript is spliced from 2 exons. The record is from RefSeq and is a predicted model, not a curated record. Lineage: Eukaryota; Metazoa; Chordata; Mammalia; Pilosa; Megalonychidae. Gene Ontology annotation, cellular component: plasma membrane.